AUUUGUAAUAUUCGUGGACUGCAUUCCGGCUCGGUAUACUAGAUGCUCAUGGGCCACCUUGUAUGACUAUCAUGUUGAUGGCUGACUGGCGGAAGAGUACCGAUUCACUAGCGCAUCGACGAUAAUCUGGUUGUUACGAUUUCCGAGAUUACGCAUCUUCUGUCCAGGCCUCUUCCAAAGAAUAUAUGCCAGGCAAUGCUCAGGAGAAGAGCCCCUAGAGCUUGCUUAUCAUGUCGAAACCAGAAAAUUAAGUGCGAUGUCUUACAAGCAGGGAAUCCUUGCAGCAACUGCAGCCGCACCCAGACCCAAUGUUCAGUGGUCCUUGCUAGAAAGCGACGGAGAGGAAAAGGUGCGAAGACAGGCGCUAUUCCAGAGUCAAACACCCACACUUUCGAGGUCGACCUGCCACACGAAGAUAGCCUUUUUCACAGUGGUCCUGUGAACAACGCGUUGAAUCUAGAGGCGAGCAACCAUGGAUAUCACAUGGUGUCUUCAUUAGCUUGGCCGCGAUCUGAUAACGAUGCGAACGCCUCGAAAGGCAUACACAGUCCCCAAUCCGACUUGGGUCCGGAACAUGCCGUCUCGAUGGAAGCUCUUUUCCAAUCAGAAGACACAUCACAACAUCAAGAAGGUCCAAGUUUACAACCAGACCUCCCAAGCUACAUAGCAGCACUGCCGUCAGGUCUCGACCCAGAUGUCCUUCGGUUCUUACAACAUAAAGGGGCCUUGGUGCCUCCCUCGUUGAUGAUGACGGACGAGCUUAUCCGCGCGUAUGUCUGUUAUGUACACCCAUUCAUGCCUCUGCUGGAUAUGGGGCCUUUCUUCCGAGCCAUCGACAGCGAAGGGGUGAAUACCAAGGUUAGUAUUUUGCUGUUUCAAGCGGUCAUGUUCGCUGGCGUCACAUUUGUCAAUAAGGAGUGCCUGAAAAGAGCCGGUUUCCAAAGUCACAACCAAGCUCGCACGGCAUUCUUCGAUAGAGUCAAGUUAUUAUACAAUGCCGAUAUUGAAUCGGAUCCCAUCACGUUGAUUCAGGUCUUGCUGCUUAUCGCAUUCUAUCACGAUGAGCCGGGUGGUAUGAAAGGAAGACGUUACUUCCUAAGCUCCGCCUUAUCUUUUGCAGCCAAUCUCGGGCUCGACGGAUCCUUCGAACUGGAGACCUUGCCUCUUACAUAUCGGAAGUUCCGUCGCAGGCUAUGGUCAUGCGGUCUAAUGAUUGACGCAUCUGUGUCUAUGAGUGACCGCCGAGCCGCGUGCAUUCGACCUAGAGACUUGACUGCUCCUGCGCUGCAACUAGGCGAUCUCAACAACGAAGAUCUGUCUGAAGUGCUUGACUGGUACUACAUGAGAGAUCGUGAAACAGAUGCAAGGAUCUUACGAAAAUUGAGCAUUAUGAAUAUCAAACUAUACGUCUUGAUUGACCGCAUUCUGAAUAUCCUCUACACACCUACUACUAUUCACUCAGGCAACCUCGCAGUUGACACCAAGACAGUCCUCGUUCCAAAGACCUCAGACACCUUUGCUCCAGACUGCGUGACUCUCGACCGAGAAUUACGCGAAUGGUACGCGGAACUGUCCAAUACCGAAGGGAGCAAUGUUGGCCGGGACCAUCGCCGUAACGGACGAGUGGUCGGUGUGCAUUCUGCCAUUGUCGAAAUGCUGUACAACACAGCGCUGAUACUGGUUCAUCGCCCUCACGAUGCUGUCAAACACCCAGACAACUCUGCAGCAAGGUCUCUCCGGGACUUUUCCGAGACUGUCACAAAACAAGCCGCGCGGAGAGUCACAGACAUAGCCACUCCUCUUCAGGAAGGCGACUUGCUCCGUUUUCUCCCGCCGGUCGGCGCGACGGCAUUGCUCAAUGCCGCCAUGGAACAUGUCAAAGAUGCUCUGCCAGGUGAUACGGCGAUCAACAGUGGUGGACGCUCGUAUCUUGACCAGACCAAGAUGCUGCUAGUCGAUCUUCAGGACGUAUACGGUUCGGCAGGGUCGGCAGUCAGAGUGAUCGAAUCGGUUUGCACAAGAUCAAGUUUUUUCACUGAGAGUAGGCUUCAAGCUGGGAAUCAUGAGGGUUGUCAUACGCAUGCUUCUCCAGAGCUGCUCGACACGGGACACGCUGCUCAACUCCUCUCCUCUGGAAGAUUGGACAUUGCGGCAUGUGAGAGCAUUGACUGGUCGGUGGUUAGAUGAGCGGAGAUGAUUUUGAGGUUAUGACUGCUUGAAUGGCCACGGUUGUUUCG
Molecule: messenger RNA, 2237 nt
Organism: Exophiala oligosperma
Lineage: Eukaryota; Fungi; Ascomycota; Eurotiomycetes; Chaetothyriales; Herpotrichiellaceae
Exons: 3
Coding region: 196-2187 (663 amino acids)
Biological process (GO): DNA-templated transcription; regulation of DNA-templated transcription
Molecular function (GO): zinc ion binding; DNA binding; DNA-binding transcription factor activity, RNA polymerase II-specific
Source: RefSeq, a predicted model, not a curated record